AUGAAUGGAAAACUACUUUCUGCAGUGAACAAGGAAAAAGAUCUAGGAAUCACAAUAUCAAACGAUUUAAAACCCAGUCAGCAUUGCUCAGAGGUAGUUAAAAUUGCUAACAGAUUGGUCGUCUUUAUUGGGCGUACUUUCGAAAAUAAAUCAGAAAAAGUCAUAUUAAAACUGCAUAAUUCACUAGUACGACCUCAUCUUGAGUAUUGCGUACAGUUUUGGUCCCCAUAUUACAGAAAGGACAUUGACAAACUGGAAAGAGUCCAGCGUAGAAUAACAAAAAUGAUUCCAAGGCUGAAAAAUAAACCUUAUGAAGAAAGACUCAAAAAAUUAAACUUAUUCAGCCUAGAAAAACGAAGGAUGCGAGGAGAUUUAAUUGAAAUGUUCAAAAUAAUUAAAGGAUUUGAUAAUAUCAAUGCAGAAGAUUACAUUACUUUUGAUCGAUCAAAUAUAACAAGAAGACGUCAUACUUUUAAGAUUACUGGUAAACGAUUCACAUCAAACGAAGCCAAACAUUUCUUUUUCAAUCGGAUCGUUAACAUUUGGAACGCCCUGCCCGCCAAUGUCGUUGACAGUAAAACAAUUAAUACAUUCAAAAAUAGACUGGACAAAUAUUUAGAAGCCAAUCCGCAACUAAAACACUAUUCAUUAACGUAG
Molecule: messenger RNA, 657 nt
Organism: Enterospora canceri
Lineage: Eukaryota; Fungi; Microsporidia; Enterocytozoonidae
Source: the annotation of a GenBank genome assembly